Suillus fuscotomentosus is the source of this 462-nucleotide messenger RNA. RefSeq lists its product as uncharacterized. Gene Ontology annotation, cellular component: chromosome; cytoplasm. Gene Ontology annotation, biological process: double-strand break repair via homologous recombination. The record is from RefSeq and is a predicted model, not a curated record. Bases 1 to 462 code for a protein of 153 amino acids. The transcript is spliced from 3 exons. Gene Ontology annotation, molecular function: nucleic acid binding; ATP binding; four-way junction helicase activity. NCBI's taxonomy places the organism in Eukaryota, Fungi, Basidiomycota, Agaricomycetes, Boletales, Suillaceae.
AUGGACGCAUUACGCGCGUGCUUGAUUGUGUUCGUUUUGACGGCAACCAUCAUUGUUCCACGUCAAUUUCAGCUCGAAGCAGUUCUUGCAACUUUGAACGGUCAAGAUAGUGUGAUUACUGCAGGAACAGGCAGUGGGAAGACUUUAUGCAUCAUUAUUCCCAUUCUGCUCCGCCCUGGCACCAUUAGCAUGACUAUCUCACCACUCAAAUGUCUGCAGGCCACCCAGGUUCUCAAAUCGACAAAAUAUGGCAUUCCUACGAUCUCGAUCAAUGAGGACACUGCAGCAGAUCCAGCUCUCUGGGAGUCAAUUCGCGUAGGAAAAUUUACUCACCUCAUUGUUUCACCGGAACAACUAUCAAUGUUCAAUGGUCACCUUCCACGCCUCACACGGCUCCUGCGACAGGAUCAGACCUUCACUCGACGCAUUAAACAUGUGCUUGACAGCGAAAUCGAGCUGUGA